CACUUACAUCCAAGUGCCCGUGGGAGUUCUAUGGCAGUUGGAACUGUACCGUUUGCUGGAAGGGGUUAAUUGGCACAGGUUCCAAGAUGGCUGACAAAUGGAAAUUUUGGGGUGCGACACCUGCCAUACUGAAGAUGAGCAGAGACCCUACAACACUCUAUACAGGGCGAGCGAUGUGGGUCAGCGUCACUUUUCUUUACGUUUCAGUUGUGUAUGUGGUGCAAAUCUCCUGGCUUGACAUGGCAGAAGACUUCCAGUGCCACGGGAACAUCUCCGACGCCUGUCUAGCAGAGUGCUAUGAGAGCCACUUCACUAGUCCUGUUCUGGGAGUUUGGUAUUUCGUGGGCUUUGUCUUUUCCUCCAUCUUUUUUGUGAUGGAGUUUGCUGUCUCUCGGAAUGUACACAACCUAACCAAGGCGUUUAGGGUGGCAUCUUUAGAAGAAAAAGAGUCCAGCAACACUGUCAUUGAUAUAGACUGUACAAAGAAAGAAAAAGAAGUGACUUUUGACUUAUCCGAGGAAAAGCCCCUGUUGGCGAUGUAUCUUGUCUACUUCCUGGUACAGAUGUCUGUGCAGGUGAUCUUUUUGGUCAUCCUUUUUCACAGUCACCGACCACUGAUUACGAAACCUAUUUGGUGCAGUACCUACUUGUGUCAUGGGCCUUAUUUAUGCGUGUUAAUGGGGACGCAGGAGAAGAUAAUGUCCAUCAUACUUCUGGCUACAGUUUCAGUAGUUAUUGUGAUUUUCUGUCUUAUAUUCUUCCUGUACACCAUUAACGAAUAUCGAGUCACGAGUGUGACCCUGUCGAGGAGAAACAAGAGCUUUGCAAAAGCCUAACAGUGGCCUGAUGAUGAUCACUAACAAAAUAUGGAAUGGAUGCAAAAGAGGCCUAAGUGGUCUUAUAGUGAGGCAAUACAUAUUUUAUCCUUAUUUGCUGCUUCCAGAUGUUCUUAUCUUAAAAAUUAAAACUGGGAAGAAUGGCAAGCCUA
This is a messenger RNA of Microcebus murinus (gray mouse lemur), 988 nucleotides long. The record is from RefSeq and is a predicted model, not a curated record. Lineage: Eukaryota; Metazoa; Chordata; Mammalia; Primates; Cheirogaleidae.